AUGUCACUCUGUGCCGUCCCGUUAGCCGUGCUGGGAGGCUCGGAUGCGAUAUCCACUGCCCACUGCCAGCCCUUGGGCACUGGCACCGGAAUUUUCACUGUCACUGCCACUGCCACUACCCUACGCAGCCGGACCAGACUCUACGGACCGAAACGGCGAUUCGACUACGGGAUUACCUACCAACCUAGUAGGCAGAGUAUAUACGUAUGUGUAUUAUGUCUAGAGAAGGGAGGCUGUAGCCUCGAGCCUAGGAAAGAGGCGAAAGCCUGUGCCAACGAUGACAACUUUUUUGCUCCCACCCAUGUCACGCUGUGCCGUCCCGUGGGCCGUGCUGAGCGACUCGCAUACGACAUCCCACUGCUAGCCCUUGGGUAUUCUGCUGCUGCUGCUGCGUUCCCACCACUGCUCACACGCGCCCGUCUCCGACCGAUCUCCCACCGGGCCACCGGUCCCACAGCUCCUGCCACCGACCACUCAGCGCCGCCUACUCUCGACCGCUCCGUGGUCCAUAUAUCUCGAUCACGUCCUAUGCUACAGACAGCGGAAACCAGCCUGGGCCGUCUGCUCGACGAGGAAAAGCUCUUCGUUUCUGUCGAUAACCAGGCCUCGCAAGCCCGCGGGUGCUGGACAGUGGACAGUGGUACCAGGCUGCUCUGGUCGGCGUGCUCCAACACCUCCCAGCAAGCACGCGCUUUUCCAACGGCGAAUCCCUGUCCUCUGGAGGCCACAAUCCAGCCCGGAGCCGGAUCGGAUUCCGCACUGUUGAAGUAUCAGCGGUCAGCGGCUGCAGCGGACCGUGAGCGAGUGAGUGGCACCCGCAUCCGCAUCCGCAUCCGCAUCCGCAUCCGCAUCCGCAUCCGCAUCCGCCCCUCCGCAUCCGCCCCUCAGCAUCUGCCCCUCCACGCGCCGUCGUCGGCUCCUACAUAA
Molecule: messenger RNA, 927 nt
Organism: Tricharina praecox
Lineage: Eukaryota; Fungi; Ascomycota; Pezizomycetes; Pezizales; Pyronemataceae
Exons: 5
Coding region: 1-927 (308 amino acids)
Source: RefSeq, a predicted model, not a curated record